AUGCUGCUGCGCUCGACGCGGGGGCUGCCGCCGCCGCUGCUGCUCCUGCUCCUGGGGCCGCUCGGUCCCUUCUCCCCCGGCGCCCUGGCGGGACCUGCGCCGGCCGAGGACGCCGUGGAGCUGGACUUCUCCACCGAGCGGCCGCUGCACCUGGUGAGUCCCGCGUUCCUGUCCUUCACCAUCGACGCCAACCUGGCUACAAACCCGCGGUUCCUCACCUUCCUGGGUUCUCCAAAGCUUCGUACUUUGGCCAGAGGUUUGUCCCCUGCGUACUUGAGGUUUGGCGGCACCAAGACAGACUUCCUAAUUUUUGAUCCCAAGAUGGAACCAACCUUUGAAGAGAGAAGUUACUGGCAAUCUCAAGUCAACCAGGAUAUUUGCAAAUCUGGAUCCAUCUCUUCUGAUGUAUAUAAAAGGUUACAGCUGGAAUGGCCCUUCCAGGAGCAAUUGCUGCUCAGAGAACAAUACCAGAAAAAGUUCAAGAACAGCACCUACUCAAGAAGCUCAGUGGAUAUACUGUACACUUUUGCAAAUUGCUCAGGACUGGACCUGAUCUUUGGUCUAAAUGCAUUACUAAGAACAGCAGAUUUGCAGUGGAACAGUUCUAAUGCUCACUUGCUCCUGGACUACUGUUCUUCCAAGGGUUAUAACAUUUCUUGGGAACUAGGCAAUGAACCUAACAGCUUCCGGAAGAAGGCUGGUGUUUUCAUUGAUGGACUGCAGUUAGGAGAAGAUUUUAUUGAGUUGCAUAAAAUUCUAGGAAAGUCCACUUUCAAAAAUUCAAAACUUUAUGGUCCUGAUGUUGGUCAGCCUCGAGGAAAGACUGUUGAGAUGCUGAGGAGUUUCCUGCAGGCUGGUGGAGAAGUGAUUGAUUCAGUUACAUGGCAUCACUACUAUUUGAAUGGACGAAUUGCUACCAAAGAAGAUUUUCUAAACCCUGAUGUACUGGACACUUUUAUUUUAUCUGUGCAAAAAGUUUUCCAGGUGGUCGAGGAGACCAGACCCAGCAAGAAGGUCUGGUUAGGAGAGACAAGCUCUGCGUAUGGGGGAGGAGCACCCUUGCUGUCCAACACUUUUGUAGCUGGCUUUAUGUGGCUGGAUAAAUUGGGUCUGUCAGCCCAAAUGGGCAUAGAAGUGGUGAUGAGACAGGCGUUCUUCGGAGCUGGAAACUACCAGUUAGUGGAUGGAAACUUUGAGCCUUUACCUGAUUAUUGGCUAUCUCUUCUGUUCAAGAAACUGGUUGGCACCAAAGUAUUGAUGGCAAGUGUGAGAGACCCAGACCAAAGCAAACUUCGAGUAUACCUUCACUGCACAAACAUCAACCAUCCAAGGUAUAAAGAAGGAGAUUUAACUCUGUAUGCCUUAAACCUCCAUAACGUUACCAAGCGGUUGCAGUUACCAUAUCAUUUAUUUAACAAACAAGUGGAUAAAUACCUUGUAAAACCUUCGGGACCUGAUGGAUUACUUUCCAAAUCUGUCCAACUCAAUGGUCAAACUCUGAAAAUGGUGGAUGAUCAAACUCUGCCAGCUUUGAUGGAAAAACCUCUCCGCCCAGGAAGUUCACUGGGCUUGCCACCUUUCACGUAUGGGUUUUUUGUGAUAAGAAAUGCCAAAGUUGUUGCUUGCAUCUGAAAAUGAAAGUCAUACCCCAGCCCUGAGCCUGAAUUUUUCAAGCAUAUUGAUAAGAGUAAAGCUAAAUUCAGGCUAUAGGAAGGCAAGCAGCUAUGUCACAAAUCUAACGGGAGCUUCAGAGACAU
Molecule: messenger RNA, 1757 nt
Organism: Cynocephalus volans (Philippine flying lemur)
Lineage: Eukaryota; Metazoa; Chordata; Mammalia; Dermoptera; Cynocephalidae
Gene: HPSE
Product: heparanase
Exons: 12
Coding region: 1-1632 (543 amino acids)
Biological process (GO): angiogenesis involved in wound healing; cell-matrix adhesion
Cellular component (GO): membrane; extracellular matrix
Molecular function (GO): hydrolase activity, acting on glycosyl bonds
Source: RefSeq, a predicted model, not a curated record